UAAUACAAAAUCAUCCCAAAUGUGAAGUACUGUAAUAACCUCAAAAUUAUAUCUGGAAAACCAUUUGUGCUUAUAGAAACAAAUAAUUAAAGUAUUUCACUCCAAUCAUGGUCAUUCAUCUUCAACUUGUUUACUCUAUUUUCUCAUUCCUUCUCCUUUUAAACAUCAGCAACCUUACAUAAUCUACCUCAGACGGAUACCAACCGAAAGAUUCUCACUUCAUCAGCUUUGGCAUGUCAAACGAUGAUUCAGCUAGUAACGAUGAUCCACCAGAUCCAUGGCAAAGUGACGAGCGCUUCCUCGUCACUCCACUACCUUCCGCUGCCAACUCCAUUGCGUUGGCAAAAGCGGAGGUAUCCCCGCCUUUCGAUAGGGCCCGUGUCUUUCGUGCCCCAACCACCUAUUCAAUCCCAGUCUCUUCCCCAGGACCGAAAUUCAUUCGGCUCUACUUAUUCCCACCUUCUUUGACAUCCUACGACAUUAUCGAUGCCACUCAAUCUUACCUAUCACUCACUAUAAAUGGACGCGAAAUACUUGGUAACUUCAGCGGUUACAUCGUUACUGCCAACGCCAACGCCAAAACCAACACCAUUGCGCCUGCAAGUGGCGGCCUUGUAAGGGAGAUUUACAUGACAGUGAAUAAGACUGUUAACUUGACAUUCUCUCCGAGUAAUUCUAAUGGUUUUGGGUUCAUCAGUGGCGUACAUGUUAUCUCGAUGCCUGAUGGACUCUAUAUCAACACCUCAUCACUAAACCAGGUUCCGUACCUUACAAGUCAAUUUAGUGAUCACGCUUACAAUAAUUAUUUUAGUUUUCCAACCUCUUUGGCUAUGGAAAAUGUUGUCCGCUUGAACGUCGGUGGGAUCACCGUAGGACCUGAGGACGAUACCGGAAUUCGCCGGACAUGGUAUGCAGACGACAAUUUUGCAACCUCUUUUAUCGAUUCACCAAGCACCCCACCGGUCACUCUAAAUAAUAUUAGGGUAAACAUAAUCGAAUACACAGUGUCGGCGCCUAGGUUGGUCUACUCCACAGCGAGGACGUUGGGACCAUUUGACACCCCAGCGAAGAAUAUGACACUGGGGUUCGAGGUUGACAACGGAUUCAAUUAUCUUGUCAGACUCCAUUUUUGUGAAAUAGAUCAGAACAUAAACAAGACUGGUCAAAGAGCAUUCUACAUCUACGUAAAUAAUCAAAAGGCGGCGCUGCUCGAUGUCUUUCAGAAUGCUGGUGGCCUCAACAUCCCAAUACAUAGUGAUUUCGUUACGCUUGUCGAUGCUCAUGACGGUGCUGAUGUUACCACUAACGCUAGUAGUGGCAGCAGAGUUGUUCUUUGGGUGGCCCUUCUUCCCUACCCUAAUUCAGAAUAUGCUGAUGUCAUUCUCAAUGGGUUGGAAAUUUUUAAGUUGAGCCCAUCGAAUGGUUCGCUUGUUGCACCAAAUCCUGCCCUCCCCGACAGUAUGAUUCCUGCUGUUCCAACUAAUUAUACUCCAACACAAGCAAAAUCACAUCAUUUUUUUGCAAUCAUAGGAGGCAUUUUCGGAUUCCUUAUUAUAGUUUCUCUAUUGACAUAUAUAUGUUUCAUGAUCAUUUAUCGGAGGAAUAAAAUGGCAAAGCAAAAAUUCUUGAAUAAAACGAGCACAAAAGAUAGUAGCAACUUGAAGUGGGUUUCACCAUUCGGUAAUUCUGGUUCCGCCUCAACCACCACCAGUGCGGCUUCAUCACUGCCGUAUGCUCUUUGUCGGCGCUUCUCCUUGGCCCAAAUCAGGGUUGCCACGUGUGAUUUCGACAAGAAGUUGAUCGUAGGUAGAGGUGGGUUUGGAACGGUCUACAUGGGUUCAAUAGAGGGUGAAACCACCACAGUGGCUAUUAAACGUCUUAACACUACAUCAAAACAAGGUACCCACGAGUUUCAAACUGAGAUCGAGAUGUUGUCUAGACUACGCCAUGUAAACUUGGUGUCCUUGAUCGGCUAUUGCGAGGACCAAGGUGAAAUGAUCUUGGUUUACGAGUACAUGUCACGUGGCACGCUUCGAGAUCAUUUGUUGUACAAAAAUACUAACAAAAAAGAUCAAAGUGACAAUAUAUCAUUAUCAUGGAAGGAACGACUCAAGAUAUGUAUAGGAUCAGCUCGUGGUUUACAUUAUCUACAUGCGGGUACAAAGCAAGUGAUCAUCCAUCGAGAUGUAAAGUCUACCAACAUUCUCCUCGAUGAUAAGUGGACGGCCAAAGUCUCGGACUUUGGUCUAUCCAAGGUAGGACCCGACUUAGAUGGGGCAGGUAUUACCCAUAUAAGCACUGUUGUGAAAGGCAGUGUCGGGUAUUUAGAUCCAGAGUACUAUCAACGUCGUCAAUUGACCGAGAAGUCCGAUGUGUACUCCUUUGGAGUGGUGUUGUUUGAAGUUCUAUGUGCUCGUGCAGUUGUGAAGCCUAACCUUCCUAGAGAACAAGCAAACUUGGCAAGAUGGGCCACGACUCGCUACAAAAGUGGCAUCCUCAAUACCAUUGUGGAUCCUAAUUUAACUGGCCAGAUUUCUCCCGAAUGUCUAAGAAAGUUUGGGGAGAUUGCUAGUAUGUGUGUACGAGAUCGUGGGAGCGAACGUCCGCCAAUGGGCGACAUAGUUUGGGGCUUAGAGUUUGCCUUACAACUUCAAGAAGCUGCUGAGAAGAACAACACUAAUGGUGCUGAUUUCGAAGAUUUCUCCAUUUCGACUAACAUAGAUCUUAAUGAACGUAUAUUGAUUUAUGAUUCAUACGCAUCAGGGGAUGAUCUUUCCAGGAGCAGUAACUUAGUUUUCGGUGAAGGUAGGAUAUUGGACAGUAAAAGUAGCGCGAGUAAUUCAUCAAAUUAUCCUAUUGAUAAGUCUGCUUCAGUAUUCUCUGAAAUCAUGGAUCCGAAAGCCAGAUAAGUUUUGUUGUGCACGUGUGCAUGUGCAUAUUAUGUUUUGAUGAUGAAAAAUAAUAUAAUAUGUUCUAGUAUGAAAGUGUGUAAUAGAUGGUUGAAAAAGGAAUGAAUAAAUGAAGACUUUGAAGAAAUGAAGAAUCAAGAUUGAAGUCCAAGUUUAUAUUCCUAAGUUUAGUUACUGUAUGCAAAGUGUAAUGUACUUGAACUAGGUGAUAUAUUAUGUGCCAAAUAUAGAAAUAUAAAAUUAGGAUAAUUAUUAUUUUCUUA
This is a messenger RNA of Beta vulgaris subsp. vulgaris (sugar beet), 3172 nucleotides long. Its product is annotated as receptor-like protein kinase FERONIA. The transcript has 3 exons. Gene Ontology annotation, molecular function: ATP binding; transmembrane receptor protein tyrosine kinase activity. Gene Ontology annotation, biological process: protein autophosphorylation. Gene Ontology annotation, cellular component: plasma membrane; plasmodesma. NCBI's taxonomy places the organism in Eukaryota, Viridiplantae, Streptophyta, Magnoliopsida, Caryophyllales, Amaranthaceae. The record is from RefSeq and is a predicted model, not a curated record. Bases 234 to 2909 code for a protein of 891 amino acids.